AUGGAACACCAGGAGCGCCUCCGGAUCGAUGCGCGGCAGUGCGUCGCUGGCAAAGCACUCGGGCUCCCUGGGCCUGGGCCGCCAUUCGACGGCCUCGAUGCCACGGUCGUGCGCAAGGCGGCGCCGGGUAAGGCGGUGUUGGCGGGCGCUGGUGUGAGCUCAGCCGCAGUCGGAAGCGGUACACAGGGCGAGGAUGCCGCGGCCGACGGCGACGGCACUGCGGCGCGCGGGGGGAGCCAGACCAGCCAGUUUACCAAGGUCCGUCGGGCGCUGGCGGCGCUGCGGAGCGAGGCCAAGCCACCACCGCUGGCCUCGCACGUGCGGCUGCUUGGGCCCGAGCUCUGGCGCUAUCCGGCUGGGGUGGCGUUGGCGGCGGCCGAGUCCAAGGUACUGGCGGCCGGUGAACGGCGGCCGCGCAAAGUACGCGUUGACAGCUUGUUGGCGCAGGACUCGUCUGGCGGGAGCGAGCGCUGGCUCGGCUCACAGAUGGAAUGUGCCGGCACAGCAAUGCCGUCACCGCGAGGCGGGUUUAGAUCCGGUGGCUCUGGCGCGACGCUGACCAAGCUCGGGUCGCCGUCGGCACACUCGCUGGCGCCGCGGCGACCGGUGCUCCCGCCGCUGCUCACCCGCGACGUGUCUGCCGGCUCGCGUGUCUCGUUUGUCAGCUCGCGGACGAUGGGCACGGUGCCGGCGACGGUGCUGGGCGGGUCGUCUGACACGCCCUCGCGGCGGACGCUGUUGCGGCCGCAGGCGUCGUUCCGCGAGGUGACGCGGUCAUCACUGGAGCUCGCACGCGAGUUUGAGUCAAUGGAGCGGGUGGCGACCGACGGCGUGCAGAGCAACGUCGGGCUAGUGUUUGUCUCUAUCGACGACGGGCCAGACGGCGCGUGGUUCAUUCGGGAGCUGCGGCGGGUGUACGCCGAGCUGAAAGCCGGUGAGAAGGAGCUCGAGUUUGUGAUGGUCGGGCUCGAUGAGACGGGGGACGCGUACCUCUCGGUGCUGGAGGGCAUGCCGUGGUUGGCGGUGCCGUACGACGCGGCCGAGACGCGGCUGCGGCUCGGAACGCGAUGUCUCCAGGACGGGCUGGCGACGCCGUGCUUGGUGGUGUGGUCGGCGGAUGCGGCGGCGGUGACGGACCGAGUCUCGCUGGCGCGGCUCAAGCAGAUGGCGCAGAUCCGCGAGGCGGCGGUGCGCCCGGGCGCAGUCUCAUCGGGCGGCCCGCUCUCUGUGCAGUCCAACGGCUCGCGGCGGUCGCGGCUGUCGAUGCCACGCACGCCGCGCGGGGUCUUUGAGCGGAUCAACUCGAGCUCGGUGGUGCGGUGA
Messenger RNA from Thecamonas trahens ATCC 50062, 1323 nucleotides. RefSeq lists its product as uncharacterized. Bases 1 to 1323 code for a protein of 440 amino acids. Lineage: Eukaryota; Apusomonadida; Apusomonadidae. The transcript has 2 exons. The record is from RefSeq and is a predicted model, not a curated record.